Molecule: messenger RNA, 859 nt
Organism: Sphaeramia orbicularis (orbiculate cardinalfish)
Lineage: Eukaryota; Metazoa; Chordata; Actinopteri; Kurtiformes; Apogonidae
Gene: her11
Product: hairy-related 11
Exons: 4
Coding region: 56-859 (267 amino acids)
Molecular function (GO): protein dimerization activity
Source: RefSeq, a predicted model, not a curated record
UAUUGCAUCUGCUGCAGCUCGCGACUGUCAGGACAUUUGGACAGCGACGGACAACAUGACCAAGAAACUACAAAAACUACCUCAGGAGGACGCCAGGAGCAGAAAAAGGAUUCUGAAACCUGUUGUGGAGAAGAAGAGGAGGGAUCGAAUAAAUCAAAGUCUGUCUGAGUUGAGGACUUUGCUGUUGAAUUCUACAUGUGAUCCACGACUGCAGAAUCCAAAAAUAGAGAAAGCAGAAAUUUUGGACCUGACUGUGGAAUAUCUUCAAAAGUGGACAAAAGGGACAAAUGGUUGUCUUCAUCACUCAGAGGCCUGUUCUUCCUCACUCUUCACCAUUGAAGGUGCAGGUUUUCAGCAGUGCAUGGCCCGGCUGAGCAGCUACAUGCAUAAAAUAACCCCAGAGCAGAGAACACACCUAAUGGAGGGUCUGAAACAUCACACUGAGAACCAGCAGCAGAGGCCACACACUUCAUCAUCAGCUGCAGCCUUCGAGUUGACGCUGUCUGAGUUGCCUCCUACAGGGUCUGAGAGGAAAGAAGAGCCUCCCAAGCUGCUGUUUCUGCCUCCAUCUUGCUCCACGCCGCGUCAUGACUACCUGUCCCCGCCCCCUUCCCCCUGGUUCUCCCCUUUGUCUACCUAUGCCACUUCUCCUACUUUCCCGUCCUUUGCCUGCCACUUCUCCUUCCCCCCCACCAGCCUGUCACCUCCAUCUGCACACAACGCCACCUCCUCCACACUCCCACAGCCUUCACACGCCAUCCACACUCCGACGCCUGCCCUGCACCUCCACCCCCCCAGACACCCGACGCAAGGGGAAGUGUCACCUCCUUCUUCAUCCAUUUGGAGACCCUGGUUUUGA